AUGGGGAUCAAACUCCUAGAGGCCUCGCAGUCACUGCUGUACAAGGCGAUAAGACUGAGGAAGGACCCCCCCAGACGAUCCAGGACUCACCGGAACCUAGACCUGAUCGCGAACACGAUAGAAGAGCUCAACGGCGAAAAACCAAAAGAGGAAGCGAUUUGGGCGUCCACUAGAAGAGGGACAGAUAUCCGGAAGCCCAUCAAGACCUUCAUCUGGAAGUGCAUACAUGAAGCCCACAAGGUGGGAAGAUACUGGGAACAUACCGAUGUCGCCGACACCUACAUGCCGUGCAGCCACUGUGACGUCGAUGUUGAAUCCAUGCACCACAUCAUGUUCGAAUGCACUGCCACUGGCCAGACGACGGUAUGGGAAGAAGUCGAUAAACUCUGGCAGGCGACUGGGCUGGACAAGCCCCACAUAUCCCUGGCACUAAUCAUGGGGGUGAACCUGGUGACGAUCCGCAGUGAGGACGGUACCGCAGCCCCAGGAGCCACACGCCUAUUCCGAAUACUAGUGUCAGAGGCGGCGUACCUGAUCUGGGUCCUCAGGUGCGAAUGGAGGAUAGGGAAAGAAGCUGACGCCAGGAUGAUCCCAACAGCAGAACACAUCCGCAACCGGCUACUGGCUAACAUAAACAAGAGGCUGAGAUUUGAUCGCAUCCUCACGAACCGAAGGGCCUACGGCAAGAAAGCUCUGAAGCCCCGACUUAUCGAAGCAACAUGGUACCCUGUGCUCGAUGAAGCCUCGAGACACAGCACCUUGCCAGACGAUUGGGUAAAGAACAAGGGGGUUUUAGUGGGUAUCGGACGGACGAGACGCCCGCCAGGGAGGAACCGAUGA
Molecule: messenger RNA, 840 nt
Organism: Coprinopsis cinerea okayama7#130
Lineage: Eukaryota; Fungi; Basidiomycota; Agaricomycetes; Agaricales; Psathyrellaceae
Exons: 1
Coding region: 1-840 (279 amino acids)
Source: RefSeq, a predicted model, not a curated record